CCACAACAUCACGCAAGUAAGAUUUAAUUUUUUCCGCAUAAAAUAAAUUUGUUAAAAUAUAAAAAAAAAAGAAAAUCGGGUUAAAUUAAUAUUAAAAAUAAAAUAAUAUUAUGUGAAAAAUUAAAUGAACAUUUUAAAAUAAUUUUUUUUUUUUAGUUUUUAGUGUGCAAUUUAUAUAUGGUGUGAAUUGUUUAAUAUUGUAAAGUGAAAAAAAAAUUGUGAAAAGAAAAGUUCCAUAUAUAUAUUAUAUAUAUAUAUAUAUGUAGGAAUAUAUAUAUGGCAAAGUGUAUAUGUAUAUGAGGAAACCCAUUGUCAUGGUUUUUACAAAAUUAUAUAUAAAUGUAUUUAUAUACCUAUAAUUAAUAUAUAAAAUGAGAAAAUAAAAAAAAAAAUGCAGCACUAAAUGUGAAAAAAAUUAUUAAGUAUUUUUUUCGAAAAAAAGAAAAAAAAAUAUAAAAUAUAAAAAAAAACAAUAAUCGUAAAAAAAUUAAAAAUAAAAUAAAUUUAUUAAAAAUUUCAAUUUAAAAAAAUUAAAAUAUAUAUAUAUAGUAAUUAAAUAUUAGAUAAAAUAAGAAACCACCACAUUCUGGAUAAAUAUAUCGAUAUAUAUGUGUAAUCAUAUAUAUACAUAUGAUUUUUUUUUUAAUGAAUGAAAUGUAAAUUUUUUGCAUAUCGGUUUGCCCUGAAUUUGGAUGCGAAAUUUUGGGCACCGAAUUAAUUUUUCUUAUAGAAAAUCAAAACGCCAAUGAAUUCUCGACGGCAGUCAUUGGAUCGACCAGGAAUAUUAUCUCCUCCGGGUCCAUUUUUAACACCUAGUCCUUCGCCGUCAAUUUCAGCAGCAAGCCCUCGAUUAGCGCCAUCUCCAUCAAUUUCACCAUUUUCACAGGAUGUGUUAUUAGUUGCAAACAGUACAAUUACUAAUACAACUCAAGAACAGGAACGCAAGGCGGCGACGCCUAGCAGGCGUCAUUCGAUCAACCAAUUAAAUAACAGUGGCAGUCCGAACGCUGGAACUGUAGUUUUUCAGCCAAGUCCUUCACAAUCUCCAGCGGCCGCAACAACUGUCAUUGGGGUAACAGGAAAUGAGUUCAAUACAACUCUAGUAGGAUCUAAUAAUAUAUCAUUAAACAAAAAGGGAAAACGAUCAUCUCAAACAUCGAAUUUUAUUAGCAAUUAUGGUCAAACAACAGCAGCAAAUACUGCGGUAUCAGCAUCUGGUGCUAUUACUUUUGCGCCAUCACCUAAUUAUAUGGCUAGCACUACAAAAGGCCAAACGAAAAAAAUUGGUAUUAACAGCAAUAAUAUUAAUAAUUUUGUUAAUCAAUCACAAAAUCAGAAUCAACAACAAUUAUUACAACAACAAAUUACAGCUCAACAAGCAAUCAAUCCAAGUAGCAGUCCGUUAUUAGCAGAUAGUCCAAUCUCAAGUCCUAGCAGUAAUCAAAUGAAGCCGCCGACGCCCCAACCACAAAUUCUUCAACAACAGCAGAUACCAACUGUUAUCAAUACUACUGGUGGUAAUCAAAUUCUUCAAUUUUUACAAGGUCAACAAAUUAUAAAUGCAACUAGCGCCAUCCAGAGUAUUCAACCACCUCAGUCGACACAUCAACACCAAUUUCAUUCUCAAAAUCUUUCUCGCCAAAUAUCGACUUCGCUGCAUAAUACAUCACAGGGGCCUUCGAUUAUACAGCAAACAACUGUACCAGCUACAACUUCUACCAAAACUACAAAAGCACCACAGCAAAUAUUACCAAAACCUAACCUAGAUAAUAAUAAAAACUCAAAACAACCACCAAUUCAACAACUUCAGCCAUCGCCGCAAAUAUCGCAAUCACCAGGACCGCAGCAAAUUGCAACUGCUACAACUCCACAGCCUCAAAGUGGACCAAUAAUUUUGCCAACAGGGAAUUUAGCUGGGCAGUCGUUGGUUUUAAAUCAAAUGCCAGUUAUAGUACAACAAAACACCCCACAAGGUGUACAAUUAAUUUUAAGACCACCUACACCACAACUUGCUACGGCUCCUUCUUUAGUUAUACACAACACGAGACCACAACUUCAGCAGCAACCCCAACAACAACUUUUACGGAUAUUAAAUACAAAUGGUGCAAUGCAGAUAGCCACUACUCCUACGUUCAUUGUUUCAUCGCAGGCUAAUCUAAUACAACAAAACUUGCAAACGAUCAAAGCAACCCCAACACCGCAAAGCAGCUCUCAAGCAACAGCAACGGCAAUGACUACAGCUUUAAAUAGCUUACAAGCUGCGGUGACAAAUCCGCAACAACAACAACAAAGAUCUCAACAAAUUGCUGCCGCAAUAAAUAACCAUAUAUUUAACCAAAAUAUGGCAGCUCAACUACAGAAUUUGCAAAUAAAUGGCAAUUUAACACAAAUUCAGUUACCAAAUGGGAUUCACACGGCUACAGCAACUCCAGUGCUAUCUCAAAUACCGCAAUUUCAGCAAAGUAUAGCGGCUGCUGGCUUUAAUCAACAAAUACAACAAAAUAUAAAUUUAAAUCAAAUAAACACCGCUAACUUACAACAAAUAGCCGCUGCUGCUGCUGCAGCUGGUGCUACAUUUCAGUCUCCACCACCACCAAAUAUGAACCAGCAAAGUAGCACUGCUCCUGGAAGUACUAGUGCUAGCCCGCAGCUUGUGACUGAAAUUAAUCAAUUGCCUUCUGGUGCUAGUGUCAUGUCAACUACUAAUUUACAAUUUGCAGCCCAAAACAAUGGAACUCCUCAGCAUAUUACGAUAAAAUCUCCAGCGGUAACACCUCAGCCUCACAUAAUUCAAUCUAUUACACCUGAACCUACUGUAAUGCUGGCAAAUAAUGGCCGAAAUACGACAAAUACUACUGCUGCUACAGUUUUAGUGCAACCAGAUCACAUCAUCCAGCAAAUACAGCAACAACAAUUUCUGGCAGCUAAUAAUACACAACAAAGAGCAACGGUUACUGAUGUUAUUCGUCAACAACCUCCUCCACCAAAAGCUCGUAAAUCGAAUAAAGGACGUAAGAAAAAAAUUGAGCAAACUCAAAUUGUUUCAACAGUUAUACCAUCACUUACUACAACAACAUCAUCGUUAUCAAAUAAUGUGAAUACGAAUACGGUUAAUUCUAAUAAUUUCAGUACAACAGGAGUUUUAUCCUCCACAGCUUCAGUUCCCUUUACAACGUCUUCUGUUUGUUCGAUAGCUCCCUCAAUUAGUUCAAAUUCUUCAUCGACUUUAACAUCAAAUAUAAAUGAAAGUUUGAGCAGUUCUUUGUCUAAGAGGGACACGUCUUCACCACCAUUAAAAAGUACUGGAAAAUUAGAUUUAGCAAACGUGAUGAAAUUAUGUGGUAUUAUGGAGGAUGACGAUUAUAUGAUGGACGAUGAACCACUUCCACAAACUCCUACAAAUCAGAAUCCUAUACCGCAAACUCAACUGAUGCCACCGCAAGAUGAUUAUACAAAAUUUAGUUCAAUGGAUAUUGAAAAUAGUUCUAUAACCAUUCCCACAUCAUCGCCCAACGUUCAACAAACGCAAUCACAGCAACAAACGCAAUCAUCAAGUGCAGUUAGUAACGUAAAUGAAACGUCUGAUAUUAUGAUUACGAUUCCAAGUCAAAGCAAUAAUGAAGUUCCAUUUUCUUUUACAAUACCAACAAGCCAAUGUGAUAAUAAUAAUAAAACCGUCAGUUCAAUAAAUUCUAAUUUGAAUUCGACUAGUGCAUUGCAGCCUGCAACCCAAAGUAUUUCGAAUUUUGAAUUACCAGGCAAUUCAAUUAUAUCUUCAGCACAGAAUGUAACGGCAAAUUUAACUGUUGUACCUGCGGUUACAUCACAAAAUCAAACAACUACAAAUAUGAAUGAGGAACAAAUUCAAAUACCACAAAAUUUCGUAAUCAAAAUUGACUCCAAUGAUGUUGGAGGACAACCAUAUACGAUCUCUAUACCAGGUCUUACGUCAAACGAUAUUCAACAACAAAUAUCGAUGAUUCAAACACAGCCUUCUUUGCAAGGUUUGCAGUUGGUCCCUCAAUCGCCGCAAUCACUCCAAUUACAAAUCACUCCAACCACAGCGUCCACAUCGGCAAACAUAGUUCCUUCAACGACUAUGGGUCAAAUUUCAACGGUCAGUCAUAAUCAACAAACAACAAUUCAAAGUUAUGUGACAAAAUCCAACACACAAUUAUUAUCAGGAUAUACAGCAAUACCAACAACUUCUGUGCCAGUUUCCAGCGUUACUUCGCCAACAACUACAACAACAUGUAUCAAUCCUAUAACUACGAAUGCAGGAUCAACCGGUGCAGUGACAAUAACUACCUUUGCAAAUCAAUUGCAACCCGCUCCAACGAUAACAUCCCGAAUGACGGAAAUUCAGAAUAGUUUGAUAGGAGUUAACGCACCUUCACAACAGUUAUCAUACUUACAGUCGGCACAAGUGAAUCAACAGGCUCCUUCUAGUUCCGUAUUAGUUUCAACUGCGGUAUGCUCAAUCCCGGUGUCUAGUACAAUUCCUGUUCCCACUUUAAAUACGUCAGCAUCUUCAAUCAACAGUGGAAGUAUAUUGACUACAUCAACUACAACAACUACAACCGCUGCCAUUAAACCACGUCGUAAACAACCAGUUAAAAGAGCUAAUAAAAAAACGCAACCCAUCCUAAUGUCAAAUAAUGCAGUGGUUGGACAAACUGUAGCUACGACAGAGUUGAUACCUACCACAGUGUGUAAUGUACCAAGUCAGAUUGGAAACAUUCAAAUAUCUCAAAUAGAUGCCACGAAACAGCAAGGUCAAAAUCAGUUACCAUCAAUAGCUACAAACAUAGUUGAAAACAAAAUUCAAAUAAUGCCGAUUAUUGAUUCCGCCAAAAAUGUAACCACUACUUCGGCUUCAACUGUUAUUUCUCAACCGAAUUUCUGUACUAGUGCAAACCCAAUCAUAACGACCAAUAGUUUAUAUACAACAAGUUCUACAACUUCUGGAAUACCACAAACUCAACAAAUAGAAAAUAUAUCCAAUGUUCCAAUAAAUUCUUCAACUGCUGCUUCACUAAUAACCCAGUUGACUGGAGCUUUGAGUUUAGCAUUUUCCGAAGAUGGCACCCGAUUAAUGUUAAGACAUGAUCCAAAUACGCCUCAAGAUUCACAAUCACAAAUUAUCCUGCAAGCUGUCUUAAGUGGAGCUCUACCAAAUAUGACUAUUAUAAACGAGUCAGUGGAUAAGUCUAAAACAACUCAAAUAACUCCAGCAAGCAAUCAAAAGGUUGCGAUUUCCGCAGUACAACAGCAACAAUCACAGCAACAACAAUCCCAAAAUACAUUGCAAAACGUGCAAGCAGCAACGGCAACUAAUAUUCAAACUCAAAAAUUAAAUUCAAUAAAUCAGAGUAUUAAUAGUAAGGUAUCAUCUCCACAAAGCUUGUCCACCCAAACAACAAGUAACGUUGUAAAUCAGCCACCAUCUAAUUCGUCUCAGUUUCCAAUACAAUCGAUUUCUAAUGACAGUCUAGCGCUUUUACAAAAACGACCUUCAUUGGAAGUGAAGAAAAAUGAAGUACCUUUAACUAAUAUAUCUCAACAACAUCAAUUUCAACAUCAGCCUGCGCAAUCAGUUACAAAUAUUGGGGCAUCCCAAACAACAUUGCCCUCAACUUCUGUAGUAGUCACUCCUAAAAUAGUAGCCUUGCCGAAAAUUGAAGCAAAUCAGCAAUUGUUCUCUUUAAAUACGAUAACAAAUCAAAUAACCCAAAUAAAUCCUAAUCAAACUACAGCAUCUUUGGGACCCAUGGAACGUUUACUCAUUGUACCCGCUGGUAUUAAUGCACAGCAGUUGUCUCAAUGUAUGCUACAAGGUCAAAUUCAUUUUGACAAUAUUAAUCCUGUAGCAUCAGAACAGUCUUCAAAUUCUCAAUCACAACAAAUGCAAAUUCAACAAAAUAAUUUACCUGUUGGUACAGCAGCGCCUCGUAUCCAACAACAACAAAUAGUUCAUCCACUAACAAACCAGCAACAAUCAACAUCGAAACAAGUAGCAAAUGUAGCACCAAUAAUUGAUGCAAGCAGAGUUGGCUCUGUAAAUGCAAUUAAUAAAAUUGAUCAGCUAAAAAAUUCAAAUGCAAGUGCUAUAGCAGCAGCAGUUGCGAAAAGAGGAAAACCAAGAAAACAGAAAGUUGAAUUAACAAAAAAUUCAACUCUUAAACCAAUUCAAAAACUUAAUUUAAGUACAAAACCUAAUAAUACGAACCUGGUACAAAUUGUUCAACCAACAUCAGCGGUUCAACAGUCCCAACAACAACAGUCGCAACAAAAUUUGAAUAAAGAUCAAAACUUGCCACGGUCUAUCGCAAGCGGCUCAUUUACUUCACAAACUUUAACAGGGAAUGGAACCAAAUUAGUGGGAGUAACAGCUCCAAUGCAGCAAAUAAAUCGAACUAAUACUCUACCUGGCAAUACAUGUACAACCAAUAUAGUUAAUACUACUCCUAUGGUUAUGAAUUCCGCAAAUGUAAUAAAUUCUAUACGUACACAAAAUAGCAAUAAUCCAAAUUUAAGCAACAUAAUGCCGCCAUUAAUAAGUGUUAAUCCAGCUCAAACGACUGUGACGCGGGUGCAAACUAUCCAACUAACACCUCAACAACAACAGCUACUUAAAAACGUUCAAAUGCAAAUUCAACAACUCUCAACAAAAUUAAAAAAUACCAAUUUGCUGUCUACAUUAAAUAUUCCUGCAGAUUUUGAUCCAAAUAAUCCAAUGUAUAGCAAACCUUUACCAUCUUUACAUAAUAUUAACACGAUGACAGAUAUUGAAAUACAUGCUGCUUUACAACGUUUAUUUAUUGAACAACAAAAAAUUUUAGCUUCAGGAAAAAUAAUUCCAACAAUUCAAGCCCCAUCAGUAGGGGGAUUCGCUUCGCUAAUAACCCAAAGUCCUCAACAAAUAAUACAAACAGCACAACAGCAGUCUCCAACAGGUUCAAUUCAAUUGCAGCAAAAUUCAAGUCAAAUGCAAAGUAAAUUCUUGGUAAAUGCAGAAAAUCAAAACACAAAUAAUUUAAAUUUGAGUAACCAAAAACCAAUAAGUGUUUUAUCGUCAAAAAACGACGAAAAGUCCAGUAUACCAUCGAAUGUAGUUCAACCAAAUAACCAUAACAAUACAAUUUCAAGUAAUUCUAGCAAUAAUUGCAUUAGCAGUAUAAAUAACUGUUCUGCUACCCAAAGGAUACAAGUUUAUCCAUUGCAACAAAAUUCUACCAUAGGCUCCCAAAACCAAGUAAACAUUCAGAAUCAACAGAUAUAUAAUCAGCAGCAAAUGAAUUCUCAACAACCUCAAAUGAUCUCCCCUCAACAGACUCAACAAGUAUUCGGUUCUAAUGGACAACUUCAGCUUCCAAACUUACAAAAUAACAAAAAUAUUUCGUCGUCAUGUUUGAAACAACAGCCAAAAUAUGUUCAGCAAACAAAUAAUAAACAAUUUUUUCCAAAUUCGCAAUUUUCUUCAACAACAAGCCUUGAUUCUGAUCACACACAAAAUCAAGUAAAUCAAUUAUUAUCACAACAACAUCAGCAACAACCACAACAACAGUCAUAUCAGCAAUUAUUCCAACAAUCAGAUUAUCAAAAUCAAAACAGCCAACAAGCCACAGAAAUAAAUAAACAUCAUAACUCGAACUCAUUUUUAAAUAAUAUUAAACUAGAAAAUGACGAAGGGCAAGACCUUAAGCCUCCAAUGUCCAAUGAAAAGCAUCAGGAAAUGAAUAAGCAAAUUGACGAGAAAAAAAGUUCCAUACAAAUUAUGGAAAGUCCUAAACCAAAGAUAGCUCGACAUGCUUUAUUUGAACGACAACUGGAAGUAGAUCAACUUGCUUGUGUUAAACCAGAUUACGUUACCCCAUUUCAAAGCAAAGAAGAAGCAGUUAAAAGAUUGAUAAGAUAUCAUUGUGUUUACCAAAAUGACGAAGAGUUUCAAUCAGACGAUGAUUAUGAGCUUGAGAAGGCAGCAAUGAAAUUUCAAGAUGAAUUUGAAAACCUUUCAAAUAAGUACAAACAAUUAAUUUUAAAAGAGUCAAUUCUUCCUCAUAGAACGUCAGAAUUAUGCCUUAUUAAUAGAUUAUUAGUGACAGAUAUUCAAACGGAACUACUACAAAUGCGUUCCGAAGCCUCAAAGGCUUAUUAUGAUUUUGAAACAUCCCCGGAUACGUUUAAUCCGUCACCGAUUCCAAUUAAAUCUGAUCCUGAUUCAAAAUGUGAUAUUGAAAAUGCAUUUAAUCAAGAGCAAGAAACUUCCAAAUUCUUUUUAUCUGAUGGUGCAAAAUCAGAUAUUAAAAAGGAACCGUACGAUUUUGUUAAUAGUUUCAAAAUUGAUGAUGAUUGUAGCACAACUAACAGUUUUAGUCAAAAUACAAAUUCAAGUUCCAGUGGUAGUAAUAAUGAAAUAUCUUCUAUAGGUAACAAAGAAAAUGAUUUUAAUUCAGAUAAAAUAUCGGAUGAUAUGUUUGCUAAAGAAGAAUCAUUGAAUGAAAAAGAGGAAAAAGAGGAAAACAAAGAAUAUGAUGACUUACAUAUACCAAAAAAUCUAAGAGAAAUAAAAAAUAAUAAAAAAAGUGAACCAAUUAAAAACUUUUCAACUUCACUUAAGAGUAGUGCUAAUUAUGAUACGAAUAUGCCUUUUCAAAAUAAAAAUAAUAUUACAAAUAAAUUUUGCAAUAUUCAAUCGGAUAUUAAAAAAGAGAAUCUGGAGAAUUUUGAUAUUGAGUCUGAAAUCACUCCAAGUUUCAUUUUGAAAAAAAUUGAUUCAAAACAACCACCAAUCGAUUUGCCAUUCGCAGUGAAUUCGUCAAGUAAUGUUUCACAGAAUAGUAAAUUUUCUAGUAUAAAUGAAAAUAAAUUUCCUUCAACUUUUGAUAAAAUAUCCGAUCACAAAUUUCAAAUAAUAAAUCAAAUACCUGACCGAAAGAACAGCGUACUAAAUGACAAUAAAUUCAGUCACAACAAGUUUAAUCAUUCAAAACAGAAUCAAAUAAUCAAUGGACCAUCAAGCUCCAAAUUUAGUAACGAAACCAGAUUCAAUUUUAAUGAGCAACAUCGUUCCAAUUUUAUUAAUAAUAAUGAUUGUAAGGUUUCUUUGAACCCCCAAAGUAGAAAUACGGAGAAUAUGAAUAAAUUUAGUGUGGUUGAUUGUAAGUCCUCACAUCAGAGUGUUACUUUACCAUCUAUUAAAUCGAAUAACAAAUUUCAUCCACUUCAUGAUGAAUUUAACACAGAUGAUGAUGAUGAUGGAGAUGACGAGAGUAAUGAAACGUCCAAUGAUUUUUCAUUAGAUUUCAAUUUCGAACACUUAAAAGAUUCAAGAAAUGAAAAUAAUGAUAUUUCUAAACGAAAUGAAUUUACAAAUCCAAGCCAUCAAAAUAACCCUGAGCAAAAUGACUACAACGAGUGGUUGACACUACAAAAGGAAUUGACUUUAAUGACUGAAAAGAAAUCGGAAAACCAACAUCAAAAUCUGUUAUUGCACCAGCAAAUUCGGUCUACGCAGAAUAUGCAAAUUCACCAUCAGCAAAUGACUUUAUCUCAAACAAACGCACAUUUAAAUGUAUCAAAAUCUGUUGAAAAGCAAUUAUCGGAAAUUUUUGAAUCAGCCUCUCCAACACCAAAGGAUGUUGACAGUCAACUAUCUGAACUUUUUAACUCGACGAAUACUGCAAAUGAUAUUUUACCAAAUGGUCAUAUAACUAAUGUCACAAAUACUUCAAAAUUAAAUUCAAAUAACCACAAUAUGCAGUUGUCUGAAUUAAUUAACAGUGAAAUAAUCAAUAUUAAUCAUAACUCUAUUGGAAGUAAAGCUGUGGAAACACGUUUAGAUUCUAUGUUCGGAGAAUCUCCUGUAAUUGAAAAAACUGAUAAUGCUUCCGAUAUUGUAGAAUCGCAUUUGAAUGAUAUAUUUAACAACACACCUACACAAACCAUUUCAACAUCAAACGAGGCGAAUUCUCUACAUCAACAAAAUAAUCAUCUGAGUCACUUCAAUCCUCAAAGAAUAGAUAAUCAAAAUUUCAGUAGUAAUAAUCAUUUAUUAAAUAAUGCUAAAAGACCAUGGACUUCACUUGAUCAUUCUGAUAUAUUGGGCGAAUCUAAUGACACGAAUCGUAAUGCAUCAAAUAAUAUUAACAGUAAUGUUCAAGAAUUGGCAUCGAAGCGUAUUUGUAUUAGUAAUUCCUUUGGUAUAGAAGAUUCUUCAACCAGUAGCUCACACCAACAGUCAUCACGAUGGAUAUUGGAAAAUCAUUUUGGAGACUUCUUAUCAACAACUAACGUAGAAUCUGCAACAGAAAAAAAUCGCUGGAAUGGUCAAAACCAUUUAAGUUCUAAUAAUAUUUUAAAUGAUUCACAAAUAAACAAGAAAACGAAUGAUGACAUUGUCGAUUCAUGGACGAGUCACCAUCACGAUUCUCAUUAUAAUCUACACGAGCCAGAUUUUCCUCAGAUUGAUGGUAUUACAGUCAAUUCCGCUAAUCAUUUAGAUCAACAUAAUAAUCAAGAUCAUAACUUACAACAUAAUUUCCCAUCACAUGAUACUGUUUUUGGUACUCCUCAUUCUCAUUUAAAUAAUCAUUCAAAUAUCAACAAUGCACACAUAAGUGGAACAAAUAGUAGCGUUAACCAAAAUAAUUCUAGUAUUACAUCAAAUUUUGAUGAUGAUAUUAAUAGACAUGUUCAAAAUGCAAUUGAUAGUAUAUUAAAUCUACAAAAUAGUGAAAGCGAUUCAUUGAAUUUUUCUCUGGAUCAUUCAAUGGGCUCCUUUUUAGCAGAUAGCCCUCUAGAUCACCAUAAUCAACAUCAACAACAACAACCACACAGAAAUCAACAACAAGCAUCGGCCUCUAGUGUAAUUGAUAAUUCUAAUUGCGUUCAAACUAAAAGAAAUCGUAAUAAAAUUAUAGAUGAUCUAAGUGAUUGUCUUAUUAGCGGUGCCGUCGGUGACAAUAGUAAUAUAAUGAUCAAUUCACCAGCAGCUUCUAAUAAUGCAGGAACAACGGUUAUUACUGUUUCAGAAAAUAAUAGCGCUGAAAGGGGUAAUGCUAAUAACGGCAGUAAUAAUAAUGAUCACAGUAUAAUCAAUAACAAUAGUAAUAAUAAUAAUAAUAAUAGUAAUAAUAGUAACAAUCAAAAUAAUAAUAAUGGAAAUAGGCAUACAGGAAAUUUACAUAAUAUAACAGAUUUUAGUUGUGUUGGAACAGGUUUAGAUGAAGCUGUUAAAUCAAUAAUGACGUCUUGACAUUUUAAUUCUAAUAAUAUAGAAUACAAAGAAAAAAUUUAUUAGUUUCAUUUGAAAAAUUAUAUAUUAUAUGAAAUUUUAUUAAUUAUUUAUUUAUUUAUAAUAUUAUUAUUAUAUUUAGUAUAAUGUUAUAUAUUUGUAAAUGUAUAUGUAUAUAAAUUUAGAAAAUUUUGAAUUUAAGCUCAUUUUAAACACAAUUUAAUAGGGCUGUUCGAAUAAUUUCAACGGAACAAUUUUGAAAUAAUAUGUAAAAGGAAGACGUUUACUUUAGGAAAACUGUUUUACCUUCAUUCAAUAUCAUUAACCUUGAUACAAAUAACAAUUUUUUUAAAUUUUUAAACUUUAGUAGCUUUUCAGAAUAAUUAUAGCUUAUACAAUGUUAAAGCAAGAUAAAAGAACUAGAAACCUUUUUCUCUCCUUUUGUUUUUUAUAAAAUAUAUUUUUUUGUUUUGGUUAUUUUUGAAGUAUUCUAACAGCCUUAAUAUGUGAACAAUUGUAUGUAUAUUAUACGUAUAAAUAUUGUCCGCAUAUAAAUAUAUAUAUAUUUAUAUUUAAUAUAUUAUCAUGCGGUGAAAAAAAUUAUUUGAUAGUAUGUUAAUAUUAAAAUAUAAUUUUAGAAAAAUUUAGUUUUCAAUUAAUUUUCAACUAUUAUAAAGCGCACAAUACUAUAUACAUAAAAAAAACUAUUUUUUUUUUUUUUUACUUAAGUUUUAAGUAACACACAUGUAAUCAGAAAUUGAUCUCAAUAUUAAAACUUUUGUACAUAAUAUACUUACAUUAUAUGCAUCAUAAUAUAUUACUUUUAUGAUAAUGUCACUAUAUACCCAUAUGUGUUACAUUUAUAAUGAUAAUUGUGUUAUUCGAUACAAUUUUAGAUGAAUAUUAUAACUUAACUAGUUUUUGCUGUUAGAAAGAAGAAAAACAUACAAGGGGUCUAUCAUCAUUGUUUUUAUUAUUCAAAUUAAUGACACAACUGUAACAUGUAAAAGAUAUUCACUAAUUGCUUCUUUGUUGAAAGAUAAUAUUCGUCUUUCACAAUGAUGACAGGGCCAUAGUACAUAUCAAUUAAAACAUACAUUACUAAAAAAAUAUAAAAAAUUAAACAAAUAUUGGCAAACCCUUGUAUUUUCUUUCUAUUUGAUGAAGUAAAUUUUACAAUUAAUGAAUUAUUAUUUCAGUAUUUUAAAUCAAUGUAAAAAAAAUUUUUAUAUGUAAAAAAAAAAUUAUUUAAAUAUUAAAAAUCAUUGAGUAAACAGUUAUUGAAUUCAAUGUUUUAAAUCUUUAAUAUUAUAAAUUUUUUAUAUGACGCUCAAACAAAAUACAAACUUUAAAUAAAUUUGCGGCACAAUUGCAAAUAAUUUACGGGGCCUGUCAUCACUGCUUUUAUCAUUUACAUUUUUGUGAGUCUAUUCAUUCAUUUUUGGUGUCAUCAUUUAAAAAUAUCAUCAUAGAUGGUGUUAUCACUUUUCCUUUUAAUCAUUUUUUUUUUUUCUUGACAAUGAUGACAGAGGCCUUAAUUUGUCAGGAAACAAAAACUUUUAUUGCUUAAAAUAAUGAUUCAUUGCUAUUAAAUUUCUCCAAAUAUAUAAUAACAGCAAAAUUAUUCCCUGUUCAAAAGCAGAAAAACAUUUUUAUUGGAAUUUUGUAUUAUUUGACACAAUUAUCAAAAGCAUAAUGAGAGAGCAAAUAAAUUCAUAUCAAUUAAAUACACUUACCUUUACAACGUAAAAUUUUCAAAUUCUAUCUCAAAAAAAAAAAAAAUUAAUUUUAAAAAAAUAGUUUAAUCACAGAAUUUCCACAUCUGAUAGUAUUGUAAUAAAUUUGACUUGGAAAUUAUAUAAAUAUAAUUUAAUUUUUACUAGGUAUUCAAAACUUAAAAGUGUGACAAAACAUUAAUUUUCUUUUGUAAUUAAAUACAAUAUUUUUAACAAAAAAAAAAUUAAGUAAUAUUUUAUUUAAAAACUACGGUGAAGGAAAUUAUUAUUGCUAUUACAAUUAGAAAUUAAUAUUUCAUCUUUGAAAAUCAAAUUUUAUGUUAAAUUAUUACAAAAAAAAAAUAUAAUUCAAAAAAAUUGUGUUCAAAGAAAAUCAAUUCUGUUAAGGAUUUCAAUCGUUGAAAAGAGAAUUUCGUUCUCUUCUCGUUUUGU
Condylostylus longicornis is the source of this 13404-nucleotide messenger RNA. RefSeq names its product mucin-2 (gene Bicra). Bases 746 to 11257 code for a protein of 3503 amino acids. The record is from RefSeq and is a predicted model, not a curated record. NCBI's taxonomy places the organism in Eukaryota, Metazoa, Arthropoda, Insecta, Diptera, Dolichopodidae. Gene Ontology annotation, biological process: positive regulation of DNA-templated transcription. The transcript has 9 exons. Gene Ontology annotation, cellular component: SWI/SNF complex.